CAAAACAAAAUAAUAAAUAAAUGAUACUCAGAUUCAGAUAGCGACCAACCACAAUCCACAACCAAAGAAAGAGAGAGAGAGAGAGAGAGAGAGAGAGAGAGAGAGCAAAACAGAAGAGAAACAGAAAUAACAGUUUCAGAGCGAAGGAGAGGUAGAGAGAGAAUCAGAAAUCUGAAGAACGAAACAAGAAAUCUGAAGAGAUGCCGAGAGGAGCUUCAUCGCAAUCGGGGAAGCCCCAUAGCAGCCAUACAGUGCUACCGUACGAAACGCCGAAACUGAGAGACCAUUACCUGAUGGGCAAGAAGCUUGGGCAAGGCCAAUUCGGCACCACGUACCUCUGCAUCCACAAGCCCACCGGCGACCAAUACGCCUGCAAGUCCAUCCCCAAGCGUAAGCUCCUCUCCCCCGAGGAUUACGACGACGUUUGGAGGGAGAUUCAGAUCAUGCACCACUUGUCCGAGCACCCCAGCGUUGUUCAGAUCAAAGGCACCUACGAGGACUCUGUGUUUGUACACUUGGUGAUGGAGCUCUGCGCCGGCGGCGAGCUCUUUGAUAGGAUUGUCCAGAAGGGCCAUUACAGUGAGAGAGAGGCUGCCAAGCUCAUCAAGACCAUUGUUGGGGUCGUUGAGGCCUGCCACUCUCUUGGUGUCAUGCAUAGGGAUCUCAAGCCUGAGAAUUUCUUGUUUGAUACUCCUUCGGAUGAUGCCAUGCUCAAGGCCACCGAUUUCGGCUUGUCCGUCUUCUACAAGCCAGGACAAGUUUUUUAUGAUGUAGUUGGGAGCCCCUAUUAUGUUGCACCUGAGGUGUUAGCCAAGAUUUAUGGACCUGAAGUGGAUGUAUGGAGUGCUGGUGUGAUACUUUACAUCCUGUUAAGUGGAGUUCCUCCUUUUUGGGCAGAAACUGAAGCAGGGAUCUUCAGACAGAUUUUAGAUGGCAACAUAGAUUUUGAAUCUGAGCCUUGGCCUAAUAUUUCAGAAAGUGCAAAAGAUCUGAUGUAUAAGAUGCUUGAGAGGGAUCCAAAGCAAAGAAUUUCUGCCCAUGAAGUCCUAUGUCACCCAUGGAUUGUGGAUGACAGAGUUGCCCCAGACAAACCGCUAGAUUCAGCUGUUUUGUCUCGCCUCAAGCAGUUCUCAGCAAUGAAUAAACUUAAAAAGAUGGCUCUUCGUGUUAUAGCUGAAAGGCUGUCAGAAGAAGAGAUUGGUGGUCUAAAAGAGUUGUUCAAAAUGAUUGACACAGAUAAUAGCGGGACAAUAACAUUUGAGGAACUUAAAGCGGGCUUGAAAAGAGUGGGCUCUGAACUAAUGGAAUCUGAAAUCAAGUCUCUUAUGGAUGCAGCGGAUAUAGACAACAGUGGAACAAUAGACUAUGGUGAAUUUCUUGCUGCUACCUUGCACUUAAACAAGAUGGAAAGAGAGGAGAAUUUAGUUGCAGCCUUUUCCUUUUUUGACAAAGAUGGCAGUGGGUACAUUACCAUUGAUGAGCUUCAACAGGCUUGCAAAGAGUUUGGUCUGGGUGAUGUUCAUCUGGAUGAGAUUGUCAAAGAGAUUGAUCAAGACAAUGAUGGCCGUAUUGAUUAUGGGGAGUUUGCUGCAAUGAUGAGGAAGGGUGAUGGAGGAUUUGGGAAGAGCAGAACCAUGAGAAGCAAUUUGAACUUUAAUUUGGCUGAUGCUUUCGGAAUAAAAGACUCUACCUGAGAUACUAACAAAGAGCAAUUUUUUGUACACAUGCAAUUGUAAUAGGAAUUGAAUAGUUUACAUUUCUUAUGCUGGCUGAUUCCAAAGGUUUGUCUAUCUUGUAAUGAUGGCUAUGGUUCUUAGAGUUUUUUUUAUGUUGUAAUGUCAUCACUAAUUGUCUUUUUGAGAGCAAAAUCUAAUAUUUCCGUUGUUUUAGUAGAGAAUAGAGAAAGUUUGGCUUGAA
Prunus persica (peach) is the source of this 1917-nucleotide messenger RNA. Its product is annotated as calcium-dependent protein kinase 11. Gene Ontology annotation, cellular component: cytoplasm; nucleus. Gene Ontology annotation, molecular function: ATP binding; calcium ion binding; calcium-dependent protein serine/threonine kinase activity. Gene Ontology annotation, biological process: peptidyl-serine phosphorylation; protein autophosphorylation; intracellular signal transduction. The record is from RefSeq and is a predicted model, not a curated record. Lineage: Eukaryota; Viridiplantae; Streptophyta; Magnoliopsida; Rosales; Rosaceae. The transcript has 7 exons. Bases 201 to 1694 code for a protein of 497 amino acids.